AGUUUAUUUCUUUUUCCUUUUUUAAAAAAAAAGCAUGGUUGGUAAAAAACGUAAUUCUACAACUAAAUUAAAGGAUAAGCCUACAAAGGCACCAAAAAUAGAAGAAACUAUAAAAGAAGAGUUUGAACAAGGUAGUUCGAAUUCAAACAAAAUAAUGUCAAGAUCAUUAAGCAAACUUUUUUAUUGAUAGAAGAAAAACAAAAUGAAGGAUUAUUUGAUAAUCUUGAUGAAGAAAUGAAUCAAGAUGAAUUAGAUGAGCUUCUGAACCAGUUAAAGGAAGAAAAUGAUUCAGGAGAAGAUAUAUCAACAAAGGGGCAGGAUGACAAAGACGACGAUGAAGAAAAGGAGGAAAAUAUGAAAGAGGAUAAUCAAGAAGCAACUUUUGAACAAUCGAAUACAUCAAGCAAAUUUAGGAAUUUUUACAUGAAUAAAAUUACACAAGCAUUUGGAUCAGAUUUAGAUCAAAUCAGACAGGAGCCAAACUUUAAUGGAACACGUUUAAAUAUAUUGAUUGAUUCGUUAGAAGCUGGUAUUGACAUAUUUUCAAAUUUAGAACAGGAAAUUAUUCUUGCAGAUGAAGAAAAAUAAAAAUAUAAGCAUUAUUAAUUUAUUUUUGGAUAAUAUGUUUUUUUUUCGCUAUCUUUGUAUUGAAACAAAUAUCCUUUCCAUGCUUGCUUUAGUUUCUUUUGUAUUAAAACAAAGUCG
This is a messenger RNA of Cokeromyces recurvatus, 705 nucleotides long. RefSeq names its product ribosome-assembly protein 3-domain-containing protein. The record is from RefSeq and is a predicted model, not a curated record. NCBI's taxonomy places the organism in Eukaryota, Fungi, Mucoromycota, Mucoromycetes, Mucorales, Mucoraceae. The coding region runs from base 235 to 588 and encodes 117 amino acids. Gene Ontology annotation, biological process: ribosomal large subunit assembly. Gene Ontology annotation, cellular component: preribosome, large subunit precursor. The transcript has 3 exons.